AUGGCUAUCACGGACGGCUUCAUUUAUUUCCGUGUCUGCCUUGGCCAGAAAAGUGGUAAAAAUCCCUGUUGUACAGUCUGGAUGGCAAAACAAGGAAGAACAAUAAUCUUCUCCAUCCACCAGCCUCGGUACUCCAUAUUCCGACUGUUUGACAGCCUGACGCUGCUGGCCGCGGGGAGAGUGCUGUACCAUGGGCCCGCUCAGCAUGCCAUCGGGUACUUCCAGUCUGUCGGCUAUGAGUGUGAGCCAUACAACAACCCUGCCGACUUCUUCCUGGACAUCAUUAAUGGAGACUCCACUGCAGUGGCAAUGAGCAAGAUCGAUGAAACCAACACAGAGAACACUGAAGAACACACUGAAUAUGAUAAAACCUUGGCUGAGAGGUUAGCAGAAAAAUAUUCCAACUCUACCUACUACCAAGAAACGAAAGCAGCAUUAGACAAUAUUUCUUUGGGAAACAAAAAGAAAACAAAUGCAGUUUUCCGGCAAAUCGCAUAUGCCAAUUCCUUCUUCCAUCAGCUGAAAUGGGUGUCCAAGCGCACAUUUAAAAAUCUGUUACGAAACCCUCAAGCUUCCGUAGCUCAGCUGUGUAUUUCAGCUUUCCUGGGACUGGUUGUAGGUGCCAUUUUCUUUGGACUUAAAAAGGACUCCACUGGACUGCAGAACAGAGUGGGUGCAAUGUUCUUUCUGAUCACCAACCAGUGUUUCAGCAGCGUCUCAGUUAUUGAACUCCUUGUUGUGGAAAAAAAGAUAUUUAUACAUGAAUAUAUCAGUGGGUACUACAGAACAUCUGUAUAUUUCAUCUCAAAGCUAAUGGCUGAUUUAAUACCCAUGAGGACUAUACCAAGCAUCCUCUUCACCUGUAUAGUUUACUUCAUGUUAGGUUUGAAACCAACAGUAGAAGCCUUCUUUACAAUGAUGUUUACCCUUAUGAUGGUAUCCUACACAGCCACUUCCAUGGCUCCAGGACAGAGUGUGGUCACUGUAGCAAACCUGUUCGUAACUAUCGCAUUUGUUUUUAUGACUAUUUUCUCUGGGUUGCUGGUCAAUCUCACAAGUGUCUUGCCCUGGCUCGCCUGGCUCAAAUACUUUAGCAUCCCUCGAUACGGACUGACAGCUUUACAAAUCAAUGAAUUAACUGGCCUGAACUUUUGCAGCAGCAGUGACAACGCAAGUUUGAUCAGCAACGAUAACUAUGGACAGACAAGACAGUCGUUGUGUACUGGAGAUGAAUAUCUGAAAAGUCAAGGCAUUGAUACGAGUAGCUGGGGCCUGUGGCAGAACCACCUGGCUCUCGCCUGCAUGACAGUAAUAUUCCUUACUAUUUCAUACCUGAAACUGCGCUUCAUGAAGAAGUUCUCUUAA
Messenger RNA from Opisthocomus hoazin, 1365 nucleotides. NCBI's taxonomy places the organism in Eukaryota, Metazoa, Chordata, Aves, Opisthocomiformes, Opisthocomidae. The record is from RefSeq and is a predicted model, not a curated record.